AUGGGACAGUUCGAGAAACCUGGUCGAAGGCCAGCUUUUGACUACCCUGACAUGGUGAGAGAAUCUGUGGGGAAGGCCUUGCAGGAUGCAAAAUUGGCAUAUGGAGAUGUGCAACAGGCAUGUGUGGGCUAUGUAUAUGGCGACUCCACCUGCGGACAGAGGGCGCUGUAUGAGGUGGGGCUCACAGGCAUUCCAAUCUACAAUGUGAACAACAACUGUUCAACUGGAUCAACAGCUCUGCUGCUUGCGAAGCAGUUGAUCGAAGGGGGUCAGGCCGACUGCAUUCUGGCUGUUGGAUUCGAGAAGAUGGACCGGGGCUCUCUCACGUCCAAGUACGAAGAUAGAACGAAUCCGCUGGACAGGCACGUCCAGGUGAUGGCAGAUUCUGUGGGAAUCGAAGCUGCACCUAUGGCCCCACAAAUGUUUGGGAAUGCAGGAAAGGAACACAUGCAGAAAUAUGGGACCAACCCUGUGCAUUUUGCCAAAAUUGCCUAUAAGAAUCACAAGCACUCCGUGAACAACCCAUACUCACAGUUCCAGACAGAAUACAGCUUGGAUGAGAUUCUCGGGUCACCGAUGGUUUUUGAUCCUCUGACCAAACUCCAGUGUUGUCCGACGUCCGACGGUUCGGCGGCCGCAAUUUUGGCCUCGGAAGACUUUAUUCAUUCCAGGGGUCUCGAGGGACAAGCCGUGGAGAUACUGGGCAUGGAGAUGGUCACAGACUUCAACUCAACGUUUCAGGAACGCAGCAUGAUGAACAUGGUAGUGGGCUACGACAUGACAAAAAAUGCAGCAGAGCGGCUCUAUCUUAAGACGGGGUGUCGACCGUCCAACGUGGACGUCGUGGAGCUCCACGACUGCUUCUCGGCCAACGAGCUCAUCACGUACGAGGCGUUGGGUCUGUGUCCGCCGGGAAAGGCCGGGCUUCUCGUCGACACGGGCAACAACACGUACGGAGGGAAGUACGUCAUCAAUCCCAGUGGGGGCCUCAUCUCUAAGGGCCAUCCUCUGGGUGCUACAGGCCUGGCUCAGUGUGCCGAGCUGUGCUGGCAGUUGAGAGGGGAAGCUGGAAAGCGUCAGGUCCCAGGUGCAAAAUUGGCCCUUCAGCACAACAUUGGCCUUGGUGGGGCUGUUGUCGUAGGACUCUACGCCAUGGGCUUUCCUCGUCAUUCCUCGCAGGGAGACAUCCAUUUCAAUCAGACGAGCACCUCCCUGGACAAGUCUUCAUUCAAAACAUCUGUGAUAUUUGAUGAAAUUGAGAAGAGUCUGAAGGAGGAUGGAGCAAACUGGGUGAAAAAGGUGAACGGUGUGUACUUGUUCCGAGUGAAAAAUGACAAGGGGGAAGAAGGGAUUUGGCUGGUUGAUGCCAAGAACGGCAACGGGAAGGUCGUCUUUGGGCAAGAAGGUGAUGCAGAUGUGGUGCUGUCAGUCAAUGAUACAGAUUUCUUUGACCUAAUGCUUGGCAAGCUCAAUCCACAGAAGGCCUUCUUUCAGGGCAAGCUGAAAGUCAAAGGGAAUUUGGGACUGGCCAUGAAGCUGCAGGAGUUCCAGAAGACAGCUGCAGAGAGAUAUGGCACCCUAACGGCCAAGCUGUGAUUUCUUUUAUAUUGAAACAUCGUCCAUGAAAUUUUUUUUCUCCUUUAUAUCACGUUAUCCAUGGUUUUUUUGGUUUCUUUGAUUGCAUUAUUUGUAUCCCAGGGAUGCUUGGUUUUAUCACGGCAGACAAAGAAAGAAGAAAUAAAUGCUUCACUGUGUCCUCAAAA
Molecule: messenger RNA, 1763 nt
Organism: Darwinula stevensoni
Lineage: Eukaryota; Metazoa; Arthropoda; Ostracoda; Podocopida; Darwinulidae
Source: the annotation of a GenBank genome assembly